Molecule: messenger RNA, 3905 nt
Organism: Chionomys nivalis (European snow vole)
Lineage: Eukaryota; Metazoa; Chordata; Mammalia; Rodentia; Cricetidae
Gene: Aga
Product: aspartylglucosaminidase
Exons: 9
Coding region: 57-1094 (345 amino acids)
Biological process (GO): protein deglycosylation
Cellular component (GO): lysosome
Molecular function (GO): N4-(beta-N-acetylglucosaminyl)-L-asparaginase activity
Source: RefSeq, a predicted model, not a curated record
GCUGGGCGCGCGGCUGGGUGGGACUUUUCUCGCGCUGCUCCGCUGGGCGUUCUGUUAUGGCGCGGAAGUCGAAUCUGCCUUUGCGUCUCCUUCCGUUGGUGCUGGGCAUCGCCCUGGCGCAGAGCUCCAGCCUUCUGCCCCUGGUCCUCAACACUUGGCCUUUUACGAAUGCAACGGCUGAAGCAUGGCGGACAUUAGAGUCUGGAGGUUCUGCCCUGGAUGCGGUUGAGAAUGGCUGUGCAGUGUGUGAGAGGGAGCAGUGCGAUGGCACAGUAGGCUAUGGAGGAAGUCCCGAUGAACUUGGGGAAACCACCCUGGAUGCCAUGAUCAUGGAUGGCACUGCUAUGGAUGUGGGAGCAGUAGGAGACCUCAGAAGAAUUAAAAAUGCAAUUGGAGUGGCUCGGAAAGUCCUGGAGCAUACAACACACACGCUUUUAGUAGGGGAGUCAGCCACCAAGUUUGCUGAAAGUAUGGGUUUUACCAGUGAGAAUUUAUCUACCAGUGCCUCAAAAGCUCUUCAUUCAGACUGGCUUGCUCGGAAUUGCCAGCCAAAUUAUUGGAGAAAAGUUAUACCAGAUCCUUCAAAAUACUGUGGACCCUACAAACCAUCUGGUGUCUUAGAGAAGGGCAGUCCUGUUGAAAAAGAAGUGGAUAUCCAUGGUCAUGAUACUAUUGGUGUGGUUGUAAUCCAUAAGACGGGACAUACCGCUGCGGGCACAUCUACAAAUGGUUUAAAAUUCAAAAUACCUGGUCGUGUAGGAGACUCACCGGUACCUGGAGCUGGGGCCUAUGCUGAUGACAUGGCUGGGGCAGCUGCAGCCACAGGGGAUGGCGACAUACUCCUGCGCUUCCUGCCUAGCUACCAAGCUGUAGAAUAUAUGAGAAGAGGAGACGACCCAUUCACAGCUUGCCAGAAAGUGAUUUUAAGAAUUCAGAAGUAUUAUCCGGAAUUCUUUGGGGCUGUGAUAUGUGCCAAUGUGACAGGAAGUUUUGGUGCUGCUUGCAACAAACUUCCAACAUUUACUCAAUUUCAUUUCAUGGUUUAUAAUUCUCUACAAAGUCAGCCAACUGAAGAAAAAGUAGACUGCAUCUAAUCCCUUUUGUCCGUUAGCAUGUGCGUUUAAAGAGGAAAGAAAGUAGGGCUGGGAAAGUUGCUCGCCGACAUCAUGUAGUGGUCUUCAUUUAUUUCAAGUUCUUGUGUGAGUUAAGCGCAAAAAUAAAUUAUGCUGCAGUGACAUUUCAGUACCUAAAUUUUUACUUAUUUAUUUUUAUUUAAGGUCUGUUUCCCACUUGCAAAUGAACAUGCAUAUUGUAUGAUGUAUUUUUGAAGCUUUAAGAGAUAUUUGGAUUUCUAAUCAUUGUGGCAAGAAAGGUCUAUAGUGAGGACUUAUUUUCACAAUGCUGUAGUAAUACAAUAUCUGUAUUUGAGUACUCAGAGUACACAGGCAUGCCUGGUCCAGGGACAUACUAACGCUAUCUCAGAGGAUUCGACCAAUUGAAUUUCUGAUGUUAUACUGAUAUGUCCCUUACGGGUGACCAUUUUGGUUUUACCUAAUGUUCUUUAAUAGCUUUAAGCAGGAAUAAUGCUAUUAAAAUAUAUGGUUUUUAUUCUAUAUAUUAUGAAAAGCUGAUAAGUGUUACUUGAUUUUCUUUGGAUUUCUCGUUGAUGGAGUACUCAGUAGGGGAAAGUUACUAUUCCAUAGAAAUCUCUGAUCUUUGGACAACUAAUAUUCAGUAUAGAUCAUUUCUUUUGAAUUCACAUAAGGAAUUCUUUUUUAUAAUUUUACUAAUCUCUUGCACCAAGGUAGGGGUUGCAUUAGAAAAUGUCAAUAAGUAUAUUGUCUAGCUUGGCAUUGUUUCCAAAUUUCUGUAUCAUCUAUCCAUGACUGACAAGUACAGACACACCAUACGUCUGAUUUCUCAAACUUAUUUUUUACUCCAAAAUCGUCAUUGCUUUAAUCUAUAGUCAUUAAUAAGAUGGAUGUAUUAUAUUGUUGUCAAUACUGUUAGUACUGUUUUUUUUGUUUUCUUUAUUUUGUUCUUUAUUAUUAUUAUUAUUACAAAUUUUCACCUCCUCCCCUCCUCCCAUUUUCCUCCCCCUCUUCCCUCCUCCUCCUCCCUCCCCAUCCCUCUCCAGUCCAAAGAGCAAUCAGGGUUUCCUGCUCUGUGGGAAGUCCAAGGUCCUUCCCCCUUCAUCCAGGACUAGGAAGGUGAGCAUCCAAACAGACUAGGCUCCCUCAAAGUCAGUACAUGCAGUAGAAUCAAAACCCAGUGCCACUGUCCUUGGCUUCUCAGUCAGCCCUCAUUGUCCACCACUUUCAGAGAGUCCAGUUUGAUCACAUCCUCCAUCAGUUGCAGUCCAGCUGGCCUUGGUGAGCUCCCAUUAGAUCAGCCCCAUUAUCACAGUGGGUGGGCGCACCCCUCGCGGUCCUGACUUCCUUGUUCAUGUUUUUUUAAUACACACAAGUAUUUGUUACCUUUUGAAAAUAACCCAUGAUAUUUGUUCUCAGGCAAUCCUACCUAUCCCAAUUACUUGGGAAGCGACUUUCAAAAUGUCUGCUACCAGCACAGAGUUUAGAGUACUUAAAUUUGAACCCAGUUUAAUAAGAAUGCUUAAACUACUUGAAAUACUAAAUAGUUUUAGCCCAGUUUAGUAAUGGUCCUUUACAAAGGAAGUGUUUGAUGUCAGAAAGAGGAAAUACCUAGAUUAUUUCCCCGAAGGAUUCAUAUGAACACUACUCAAGAGUAUAUGUCUAAGGCAACAGGCAAUGAGAAAACUAUUAACCUCAGUCUGUUCUAAAAAUGUUGAUAAUUUCACAUUCUUCACAUAUUUGCACUGACUCAUACUGGGAUAAUUUUCUAUGACUAUUUCACUAAUGACUUCUUAUAUGUUGAUUCUUAUUUCUGUUAGCCACGGUAUAAGUCCCGCCGAGUCCUUUCCACGAACCAUUGCCAACUCCACAUUCCUGCGUGUGGUAGUGUUGCUCUUGCUUCCUCUGAUCUACUACAAGCGGCUGAGUGGUUCUGGAAAUGCAUUUUGAGUGAAUUUGGAGUGUGAGACCUUCCCAGAUUUUUUUUUUUUUUUUGUAUUUUGUCAAGCAUGGCAACAUGCUGAUUGCUGCUCCCAACUGCUUGUGUCCUUGAAAAUUAUAAUGAGCAGACAUCCCUGACAGUACCCAGUGGAAAUAAAUUAUGAUUCAGUAUAGACUAUCCUAACUAAUAUAUAAAAUACACCAAUCAGGUAAAGAGUUUUGUGAACACUUCUAAAACAAUAUGAUUAUUUAAAAACCUCAAAAUGAAUUUCUUUUCCUGCUUAGACAAAGAUAACCAGGAAGACGGUGAUAAAAUAUUCAUUCUAAAAAUGUUUUUAAAGUGUUGGGGAUAGUUCCAGAUGAUGUUUUCCUAAGGAAUCUCUCAUAUUUUUUUUUUCAAAGAAGCCUAUACACCUGUAUUUAGUGAUUCCUGACAAUGUAGGGGGGAAAAAAGCAUUCACACCAGCAUGGUACUGCCGUGUAUUCAGGAACUGUUUUUAAGGAUGUUCCUAGAGCAGAAAUCUUACAAGACUGAGAAGUUCCCCCCACCCCACCCCCCGCGCGAGAGGGCACAUUUGUUUGUGUCUAAUACUGUUCUGUUUCUCUGUGAGGAAAAUGGCAGGUGGCUUUGUUUGCAGCCCCUAAUAAAAGACUGAGAUUUCCCAAGACCAUGUGUCAUGCUCACGUUGUAGACUCUUUCUGGAAUAAACACUCGGGCACCAGGGAGAGGAGGUGCCACAGGUGGAUCAAAGCCAGGCUAGCUCCCAAAGGCACUCCAUCCCUGGUCCUGUUUGUCUCUCAUUUGAUCCUCUAAAACCAUGGGGUGGGGCGAGCAAGCAAGCUCUUUGUCUCAGACGUGCCUUCCAUUCUGUC